This is a messenger RNA of Theobroma umbraticum, 1519 nucleotides long. RefSeq lists its product as uncharacterized. Gene Ontology annotation, cellular component: endomembrane system. NCBI's taxonomy places the organism in Eukaryota, Viridiplantae, Streptophyta, Magnoliopsida, Malvales, Malvaceae. The record is from RefSeq and is a predicted model, not a curated record.
AUGACAAUGUUCUCAUUCACUUGCCUAUUUGUUUAUCAGGCUGAACAUACUGGAUCCGUUUUCUUCAUCGAUAGUUCAACUCAUCAAUUUCUUCGCACUCAAUCAACCAGCGAUGUUGCUCAGUCGCAAUCAAUGCUGCUGUAUGAAGUUGGUGCUGCUGUAUCAGUCUUGCUUGGUUUUGCACCACCUACUAUGCUUUCAGCUGCCGGUUCAUCUAAGCUGAAUGAGGUUCUCAUUCCAAAUCCAUUUGAUAGACCCCGUGCUGUUUUUCUGCUUGAAGUCACUGGAGUUGAUGAUCCUCUUGUUGUAGACCCCAAGAAUGCUCUCUUCAGCAAUGCCUUGAAGUGUGUUGAUCUUGGUUCAAGAGCAGACAUUCAGCUUCCAGAUGAAGAGGAAGUCUCUGUGAUUUCUUUGGAUGAGCCUCUGGGAGAUCACACUGAAGAAGAGAUCAAUGAUUUUGCAUCUUGGUUGGGUGGAUUGUAUGUUACUGAUGCUACGAAACCUCUGCAAGGAGUCUUGACUAUUCCCUUGGCAAAUGGUGACAAUGUGAAUCUUCAUAUGUCAAAGAAAGUACACAGGGAAUUUGCAUCAAAACUGUUGGCUCUGUCCCACAAUAUAAGGAAAGCAAUGAAGAUGCAUGAAGAUUUGUCACAGACUUUGCACAGACCUGCUGAGUUAAUAAUGGGUUCUUUUGAUGCAAUUAAGGCUAUGCAGGAGCAGGAUGACGCUGAGGGUAUUGAUAAACAAGGAGUGAGGCUUCUGCUUGCCACAAUUUCCAAGAUAUUUGAUUCAUUGCAGACAGCUUAUGAAGGUCAAAUUGUUGGAGCUAUUGUCUUUAAUGGGGUACCUCAGCCAGAAUCAAAAACGUUGAUGAAUGUGAUGUUUACCUCUCGUCCAUCUCCGCGUUGGUUGGCAGAAACAAAAAGCUCUCAGAAUAUCACGGAUGCUGCACAAGUGUUAGUUAGAAGGACCCUUGCUUGGGUAACUGGACUAGUUCUAGUCAUUGCAACUCUUUUAGGGGUUUACUUCCUUCUCAAUAUGCCACUGACAAGGGACACACUUUUGUAUUCUAAUGUCAAGUUAGACUAAGCUGGAAUAGGCCCAAGUACAAUGAAUAUUUGAACUCUCAAAAGCAGCCCCAGUGUGAUUUAUCCUUUAUUACCAGGCAAUUCACGGUCAUCUUAUUACCUUCUAUGAAGCUGUUGGUGUAGGAUAGGUUAAUCUGGACAGCCAGCAAUUUUUUUUUUCCUUAGGCUUUAGUAGCUUAUAUCAAGUAGAAAUUGUACUAUCAAAAGGUUGGGGUUCCUUGGCAAGGGUGAGUGCUAUUGGGCAAAGAAGAUUGAGCUUUACGAUUGUAUCCAUCUGGUGGUAAAGGAUUAGUUUCGGUUAUCUAUUUGAUUUCAACUAGAUUUUGGCUUGUGUUAAUGUAUGUUUUGUCAUUUCAUGUGCUGAUAAUUGUAUUUCGAAAUUCUGAAUAAUGAAAAUUUCUCAUCAAUCAUGGAACAUUGUUGUACAAAAA